ACGCGAAAGCAGUAACCAAAACACACGCAGCACACGCGUCAGCUCUUGAUGAAAUUGGACGGAAUUGUCGUCGUUUCAUGUCGAAGCCCGACAAAUUUCAAAGUUUCAGUUUGCAGUGAGCUCCGAUUCGGGUGAAAUUGGAUCAUGUCACCGAUCAGGACUCUGUGGCAGUGCGCCCUGAGUCCACGGCUUUACAAAUACUACGAAGUCUCAUGGGUAGGGCGUCUUAUCGACAAACCAUAUGAAGCGCAGCGAUUAGAAAGAUGGGGAGAUCACGUAGUUUUUUCGCUUGUAACAGCUUGGUCUCUAACUAUCUAUGCCAUUCCUCUAAUAAUCAUAGCCAUGUACAGAAGAGGCUCACCUUUGGCAGAUGCUAUGACAAUAACUCAAUUAAUGACUGGAGCUGGAAUUAUUUUAGUUACGUCUUUGAUGGCAAGAGGAUACUCCAGAGCAAAGAAUCCAACUUAUAUGAAAUUCAUGAAAGUGUUAGAUGACGCCAAAUCAAAUUACAAUAAUGAAACUAAGCAAGAGUUAAAUAAAUUUGAUUUUGAAUUUUGGGCAUGGCCAAUUGAUUUCAAUGUAUCUACUAUACCUAUUACAGAAAAGACUGAUGUUAGUACUAAUAGUUCUAGUUAUCGAAGGAAACAAUCUGCUAUUCUAGCAGUACCAUGUAAAAUUGCUUCAUAUACAAUAGCUCAUAUGGUUGCUCAAAAGUUGAUUUAUCCUGGCAGUGUGUCACUUGUAAAUUUAGCAAUGCGUGGAAUGUUGUUGCAAGGCAGAACUGAUCUCAUAAAAAUUGGAGCAGAGAGAUAUAAGCUCUUUACACAAGAUAAAAAUGAAAUUGAUGCUAUAUUUUUAGACCGGAGGCACAAGACAACUAAUGGAGCUACAUUAGUUAUUACUUGUGAAGGAAAUUGUGGAUUUUAUGAAAUUGGUAUCAUAUCCACACCUAUGAAUAAAGGAUAUUCAGUUUUAGGGUGGAAUCACCCAGGUUUCGGUGGUAGUACUGGUGCACCAUUUCCUGAUCAAGAAAAAAAUGCCAUAGAUUGUGUGAUGAAAUUUGCAAUUCACAAACUUGGAUUUGCAGAAAAUAAAAUAAUUAUCAAUGGUUGGAGUAUUGGCGGUUACACAGCUGCUUGGGGUGCUAAACACUACCCUAAAAUUCAAAGCCUGUUAUUAGAUGCUACAUUUGAUGAUAUUUUGCCACUGGCGCUAGCAAGAAUGCCCGUUUCAAUACAUCCCUUGGUGAAAAAUGUCAUAAGAACGCAUUUCCAUCUUAAUGUUGCGAGCCUUCUGAAUUCUUACGAUGGCAGAGUUCUUAUUAUCAGACGAACAGAUGAUGAAAUGAUUUGCGUACCAGAUAACAGUCUUAAAGGAAAUAGAGGUAACAAAUUGCUUGAAAAAUUGCUGCUCAGGCGUUAUCCAAAUCUCUUUGUGGAUUCUCCAAAUUCUUUGAAAUAUUUGGAGAAUCUUCUGUCUGCAUCGUCAGCUAGUGAAGGCCGAUUAAUAUUGAAUGAACAAGAUGUUGAUAAAUCACGGUGCGAGGAGUUAAUUGCUAAUGAUAUUAUUAAAAAUAAUAAUUCAGUGACAUAUCCUGCAGAUCUUGGAACUGGUCUUGAUUCACAGACCAAAGUUCAACUUGUGCUGUAUUUGGCAACAGUCUACAUGAUAGAUCAAAUAUCACAGCAUUGUACACCUUUGCAUCCAGAACUAUUUCAAAUUGGGUGGGACCCUAAAUCAACAAUCAAAUCUAAACAUCAAGACUAAAACUGUAAUGAUAUCCAUAUUCAAGGUGAAGUGAGACCAGUGCUUUGAAAAACUCAAAUUAUUAUUGUUUAAAAAUGUUGUUCAGAUGAGCAUUAACACACAUGACCAUUAUAAGUUUAAUGUUUAAAUUCAACAAAUGGUGUUUCAUGUGAAACAUGAUAAAGAUAAACUAUAUUUAAAAACAUGCUUAAUAAGUACUGCUAUAAAUACUUAUAAAAUUUACAUGCAACAAAAUUAUGGUGAGAGGAAACAAAAUUCAUUCAUAAUUUAUGAAAUGAUUAUAACAAGUCUAGCCUAUAAAAAUUCUACAAGAAUAUCAGAAAAAGUGAUAGUAGGGUUUAAUGGCAUAAAAUUAAUGUUGUGUUAAUUUUAAAAUUAAUUUAAUUUUUAAUCCAUCUUCAGACACUUUUACAUUUUGUUCUCGUUACUUUGUUAAUACACUUUUUUACACAAGUACAGAGGAGA
Trichogramma pretiosum is the source of this 2232-nucleotide messenger RNA. RefSeq names its product protein ABHD16A. Gene Ontology annotation, molecular function: glycerophospholipase activity; monoacylglycerol lipase activity. Gene Ontology annotation, biological process: monoacylglycerol catabolic process; phosphatidylserine catabolic process. Bases 145 to 1767 code for a protein of 540 amino acids. The record is from RefSeq and is a predicted model, not a curated record. NCBI's taxonomy places the organism in Eukaryota, Metazoa, Arthropoda, Insecta, Hymenoptera, Trichogrammatidae. The transcript has 11 exons. Gene Ontology annotation, cellular component: endomembrane system.